This is a messenger RNA of Lactuca saligna, 447 nucleotides long. The record is from the annotation of a GenBank genome assembly. Lineage: Eukaryota; Viridiplantae; Streptophyta; Magnoliopsida; Asterales; Asteraceae.
AUGAAAGGUAAAGGAGGACCUGAGAACUUGAGGUGUAAUUUCAGAGGUAUAAGACAACGAACAUGGGGUAAAUGGGUAGCUGAGAUUCGAGAACCCAAUAGAGGUAGUCGAUUAUGGCUUGGAACUUUCGGGUCAACAGUUGAAGCUGCCCUAGCUUAUGAUGAAGCUUCCCGAGUCAUGUAUGGGUUCUUGAGAGAGAACAAAAGAUUUUUUGAGAAAGCGUGUGAAAAUGUCUUUGGAGAUAUUGUGGAGAAAAGAAUACAGAAAGAAGCAGGUCGAAGGAAUGAUGCAAGAACAUUUUUGGCGAGUAUUCUCAAGAACAUCAGAGAAGAAGUAGGUGAAAUCACAGCAGAGAUGAAGCAGAUGAAUGGAAAUCAGAAGCAUUUUUUCUUGAUUGAUAUGAUGAAGUCGAGAGAUGCAGAUGAAAUUGUAACCUUGGAUUUGUGA